Messenger RNA from Centruroides sculpturatus (bark scorpion), 649 nucleotides. RefSeq names its product serine/threonine-protein kinase pak-1-like. Gene Ontology annotation, molecular function: protein serine/threonine kinase activity. NCBI's taxonomy places the organism in Eukaryota, Metazoa, Arthropoda, Arachnida, Scorpiones, Buthidae. The transcript is spliced from 3 exons. Bases 290 to 649 code for a protein of 119 amino acids. The record is from RefSeq and is a predicted model, not a curated record.
UUCAUAAUUUUCUAAAAUUAUAAUCGAAGGUAAACGUAUGAUAUAAUUUCAUUAUAAGGAGAAAUAUUCAUGAUUUCCUGUUACGCUUCCUGUAAAAUGGCGGCCGUUAUCAGUUGGAGUUGCCGAAUGUAGAAUUUUGUAGGAUAUAUCUGUUGUCCCUGUGUAAAAUUAUUUAUUUCAUGCGAUACAUUCCAAGAAGAUUCAUUAAGUCAAGUUUUAUAUGUAAUUGAAAUCAUUUUUUCCCUUUAUAAACAGUAUUACAUGAAGACAUUCCAUAUAUUGUAACAAUAUGAGUGGUCUCCUAACAAAAUUAAUUUCAAAGAAGACUUCAAAGAAGGAAGUUUCACUUCCUCCAGCUGAAAUUGGGAAACCUUUUUCAGUAAAACAUAAUAUUCAUGUUGGUUGUAAUCCAUCCACUGGAGAAAUAGAAGGUCUUCCUGAUCCUUGGCUUAGAUUAUUACAACAAGCUAACAUUAGCAAAUCAGAGCAAACUCAAAAUCCAACAGCUGUACUUCAAGCUUUAAAAUAUUAUGCACAUUCCAUUAAAAAGAAACCAGAAGCAAAAUAUCUUGGUACUACAGAAACUGUUGAACAAGAAUCCGAAGAAAUUGAAAAUGUUAUUUCAGGUAUGAGGAUAGAAUGUUUCUAA